This is a messenger RNA of Penicillium angulare, 1662 nucleotides long. RefSeq lists its product as uncharacterized. Gene Ontology annotation, biological process: amino acid transmembrane export from vacuole. The transcript has 9 exons. NCBI's taxonomy places the organism in Eukaryota, Fungi, Ascomycota, Eurotiomycetes, Eurotiales, Aspergillaceae. Bases 1 to 1662 code for a protein of 553 amino acids. The record is from RefSeq and is a predicted model, not a curated record.
AUGGAACACCCUACAGCUCAAGAUCAAACAACGGAAAUCAAGUCAGGUAAAAAUGACACUGCCGUCGAGGUUGCUGUCACCUCCUCACAGCCUCGUGCUACACUGCGAGAAUAUGAACGGUUGUUCGGCGUCGAUGAGGACGCCUAUGAACAGCCCACCACAACCCGAAAAGAACUCUGGUCCUACUACCUCUAUUACAAUGGCGAUAACGGCGUCGGCCCAGGCUCGUACAGCCAAACUUUGUUCCAAUGGGCUUUAAAUGGCGCCGGACAUAUCCCCGAUACAAAUCCACCUAAGCCAUGUACCGAUUCAUCGGCAUGUAUGGUACCCUGGGCAGGGGGCACUCGAUCGACAUCCUCCGUAGUGCUGAUUGCCAACGGACUCUGCUUCGCCUUCAUGACAGUAAUAUUCGUGUGGCUAGGAAGUGCCGCUGACUAUGGUUCUUUUGGUCGAUGGCUUCUUUUGGCUCUGACUGUCAUUUGUUGGGCCCUACAGUACGGCAUGCUUUCUAUCCGACAUCCUAGUCAAUGGGCGACCGCUAUGGGUCUGUAUGUGGUCUCUUAUAUUGCCUACGGUGCCACGCUGGUCUUUUAUGCCGCUGUGUUUCCUCGAAUUGCGCGAUAUAUGCCGCAUGUUCGAAAAGCGAGGGAUGAGCUUGCAGAAGGUAAGAUCAGCCAGCAGGAGUAUGAUGCGAUCGAGUCUUUGGAAAGGAAUCAUAUCAGUAACAUUGGAUACCUCCUCACAUUGGUGCUAAAUCUGAGUGUUUUGCUUCCGAUGCAAAACAAUGAAUUUGCAAACAAUUUGGCACUUUGUCUCACCAAUUCAUACUGGGUUGUACUCGGUAUCUGGUGGUUCCUGUUCCAACAGAAGAGGCCGGGCCCAAAAGUUCCCAAAGGCUCCAACUAUGCCACGAUUGGUUUCAAACAGAUUUGGCUGGCCAUGAAAGAGAUACGGUCCCUUCCUCAGACAUUCUUGUAUUUUGUGGCAUACUUCCUGCUAGCCGAUGGCCUGAACACGACUGGAACACUUGUAUCGAUUAUUCAAAAUGACUACGUAUCUUUUUCGUUCCUUCAGGUCACGUAUCUUGGAAUUACCCAGGCUGUCUGCUCAAUCACCUCAACAUUUGGCUUCUGGUACAUUCAAAGAUACUUCAAGAUCAAAACCAAGACUAUGUUUAUGAUCACAAAUUGCUUCACUGUUCUCAUUCCUUUCUGGGGAAUGCUAGGGCUUUGGACAACCCGAAUUGGAUACCACAAUCGCUGGGAAUUCUACUUUUAUAAUGUCAUCUUUGGCUUGUUCCAGGCGCCAUAUUACGCAUAUGCCCAAACAAUGAUUAGUGAGCUAAUGCCUAGAGGCUAUGAUAACAUGUUUUUCGCAUUGUUCGGGAUAACAAAUCGAGCAUCCUCCGUCAUUGGUCCGAAUGUCAUUCAAGCUAUUAUUAACAGCACUCGCAACAAUUGGAUGGGGUUCCCCUUCCUCUUUGCAAUAUGUGCUGCUGCUAUGGUUGCAAUUGGCUUCGUGGAUAUUGAAAAGGGCCGAGAAGAUUGCAGGAAUUUUACUGAGCAGCGCAAAGUAGAUCGUGUCGCUACGGAGACUGGGUUAGAUCGAGACACCAUUUUAAAGGGCAAGGGGUUAGAUGAAAAUCCAGCAGAAAAUAAUUAG